This is a messenger RNA of Glycine soja, 1304 nucleotides long. RefSeq names its product probable glycosyltransferase At5g03795. NCBI's taxonomy places the organism in Eukaryota, Viridiplantae, Streptophyta, Magnoliopsida, Fabales, Fabaceae. The record is from RefSeq and is a predicted model, not a curated record. Gene Ontology annotation, molecular function: glycosyltransferase activity. The transcript is spliced from 2 exons. Bases 82 to 1083 code for a protein of 333 amino acids.
UGUAUUCAAGAAAAAUAAUCUCACUAGCGGUAUUUUAGUUUCUAUUAAUUUUAGUAAUUUGUUGACAGGAGUUACCUAGAGAUGGAAAAGGUGUUCAAGAUUUUUGUGUAUGAAGAAGGGGAGCCACCGUUGUUCCACAAUGGUCUAAGCAAAGACAUAUAUGCCACUGAGGGAAGAUUCAUACAUGAAAUGGAAAAGGGGAGGUACUAUCGUACUUAUGAUCCAGAUGAAGCUUUUGUGUAUUAUCUGCCCUUUAGUGUGGUUAUGUUGGUCGAAUAUGUGUAUGAUCGUGGCUCCAAUUAUAACCUAGACCCCCUUGGCCUUGUUGUAAAAGACUACAUACAGAUUAUAGCCCAUAAACAUCCCUUCUGGAAUCGAUCCCUUGGCCAUGAUCAUGUCAUGCUCUCUUGCCACGAUUGGGGUCCGCUUGUAUCUAGUUACGUGGAUCACUUGUACAACAAUGCCAUAAGGGUUCUAUGCAACGCAAAUACAUCUGAAGGAUUCAAGCCUGCAAAGGAUGUCUCAUUUCCUGAGAUUAAACUUAUUAAGGGGGAAGUCAAAGGUCUUGGAGGGUAUCCCCCAUCUCAAAGGACCAUCCUUGCUUUCUUUGCAGGCCACCUGCAUGGCUAUAUAAGAUACCUACUCCUAAGUACAUGGAAAAACAAAGACCAAGAUAUGCAAAUAUAUGAGGAACUUCCUGAGGGAAUCUCUUACUACACAAAGCUUAGAAGCAGCAAGUUUUGUCUGUGUCCAAGUGGUUAUGAAGUAGCUAGUCCCAGAGUAGUGGAAGCAAUAUUUGCAGAAUGUGUGCCAGUUCUGAUUUCUGAUAGCUAUGUUCCACCCUUUAGUGAUGUUUUGAAUUGGAAUUCAUUUUCAGUUCAAGUGAAUGUGAAGGACAUUCCAAAUAUCAAAAGGAUACUCAUGGAAAUUUCAGAAAAGCAGUACUUGAGGAUGCACAAGAGGGUGAAACAAGUGCAACGGCAUUUUGUGCCUAAUGAGCCCCCAAAGAGGUAUGAUAUGUUCCAUAUGACUGUCCAUUCCAUUUGGCUCAGGCGGUUGAAUAUAAAUAUUCAAGAUCAGUAAUAUCAAUCAAUUCCCCCAUACACUUCGCACCUAGCAUUGUACAGUAUCUAGAGGUGUCUCAUAUGUAUUGUGGAGACUGAUGAUGACUAAUACAAUUAGCAGAAUUUGUAGAUCUAGAAAAUUGUAGUGUUCAUAACAGAUUCAUCGUUAUCAAUAUGAUCCAUUGGUUCAUUUGGUUGAUCUGAAUUUUUGAGAAAGAUGGUAGUAACUUGCAAGUACUU